Messenger RNA from Oreochromis niloticus (Nile tilapia), 758 nucleotides. It is a transcript of the gene urad, whose product is annotated as ureidoimidazoline (2-oxo-4-hydroxy-4-carboxy-5-) decarboxylase. Bases 98 to 622 code for a protein of 174 amino acids. Lineage: Eukaryota; Metazoa; Chordata; Actinopteri; Cichliformes; Cichlidae. Gene Ontology annotation, molecular function: 2-oxo-4-hydroxy-4-carboxy-5-ureidoimidazoline decarboxylase activity. The transcript is spliced from 2 exons. The record is from RefSeq and is a predicted model, not a curated record. Gene Ontology annotation, cellular component: peroxisome. Gene Ontology annotation, biological process: urate catabolic process; allantoin metabolic process.
CUGUGUGUCCAGCGGUGCGUUAACCCUUGUUGCAAAGUGUUGCGUAAUGGUCAACAAACACUGCCUGUGGCACCACUGGAGACUGUUCCUAUAAGUCAUGGACAUUUCAGCUGUAAAUGCUCUUUCUUACGAGGAUUUUGUGAACACUUUCGGUAACGUGGUGGAGAAAUGUCCUGUUAUAACAGCCGCUGUGUGGUCGAGGCGUCCGUUUGUGAGUUUAAAUGCUCUGGAGGCUGCUAUCAGUGACUUCAUCGACGAGCUCCCAGAAUCAGGUAAAGAGGGGAUCCUAAGGUGUCACCCCGACCUGGCCGGCAGGGACCUGCAGAGAGGCACCUUGACCCGGGAGUCGCGCCAGGAGCAGGCAGGAGCCGGAAUGGACGCGCUGACCUCGGGGGAAACCGAGCGCAUGGCCCGUCUCAACGAGGAUUACAAAAAGCGCUUCGGCUUCCCAUUUGUCAUCUGCGCCCGGAUGAACGACAAAGCGAACAUCUUGCGGCAGCUGUCCGAGCGCUGCCAGAACGAGCGCGCAGUGGAGAGAGAGCGCGGAAUCGAGGAGGUGAAGAAGAUCUGCCGCUUGCGCCUCCAAAGUCUGCUGCUCACUGAUGGCGCGAACAAAUUAUGAAGUGCCGGAGGUUGAGUUUUGCGCCAAUUUGCCUCUAAACCUCAUCACUGCCAGGCUCAAGGGCUGUGGUAUAUUUUUAUUCUGAAUGUAUCCAUAAAAUCUCCAAUCAAUAAAACAUGUGGAUCAUUGAUUCUAA